This is a messenger RNA of Pseudomassariella vexata, 3913 nucleotides long. RefSeq lists its product as uncharacterized. The transcript has 5 exons. Gene Ontology annotation, biological process: phosphorelay signal transduction system; protein autophosphorylation. The coding region runs from base 1 to 3675 and encodes 1224 amino acids. Lineage: Eukaryota; Fungi; Ascomycota; Sordariomycetes; Amphisphaeriales; Pseudomassariaceae. The record is from RefSeq and is a predicted model, not a curated record. Gene Ontology annotation, molecular function: histidine phosphotransfer kinase activity; phosphorelay sensor kinase activity.
AUGAGUAAGGUGUCGGAAGCUGCGCGUGAGCGGGAGGUGUUCAAAUUCGCAUCUCAUCUGCAUGAACUCACAGAUACACAUCAACAGACGACGUCGACGUUGUCUGAUGCCGGCCUCACCGCCUUCGCCCAGCUCACCACUAUUCGACUCAACGCCGCUCGGUGUCUGAUAUCCGUAUUCGACCGCAACAACCAGUAUAUCGUCGCCGAGUCCACGCCAUCGCUGGCUUUGGCCCCCAAUGUCGAGCAACCAGACAACGUUUGGCUUGGAGGAACAGUUAUUCCCAGGUCUGCAGGUAUAUGUGAACAUGUCCUUAUGCUUACCGAUGCUUGUCCCCAGGGAUCGGAAAUCUCGACCUCCUUGCCCGUGUCUGUCGUACCCGACCUAGGCGAGGACCCGCGAUUCAGCGACCGAUCCUGCAUACGAAAUGCGCCCUACAAUCGAUUCUACGCAGGCGUUCCCAUUGUGUCGCCCAGAGGCAUAAAUAUUGGCGUGCUUUCUGUACUUGACAACAAACCCCGGGAUGCAUUGGAACAAGAGCAGAUUGUCUUUCUUCAAGACAUGUCGCGGACCCUGAUUGGCUACCUGGAGUCAAAGAGGUCGAAUGACAGUUCCAGGAGGAGUGAACGUAUGGUACGGGGCAUCGGCAGCUUUGUCGAAGGGAAGUCGACAAUGUCGAGAUGGUGGUUAAGUAUCAAUAGUGGCUCCUUCGAGACUGCAGGCGCCGAGGGCGCUCUCAACCACAGGCAGCAGCAAAUCCAGCACGUACAUGAAAUGCGCGAGAAUAUAAUGGAUGACAGCGUGGCAAUUGGACCGCAACUUAAGCCUUUGCAGUCAAGCGCCUCCAUCCCCCAGUUAGCACGAGCAGAAGAUGAGCAGGCGACAUCCAACCGGAGUGAUACCGGAAACACGUCUCCGAGUCCGCCCACCACCAUCAGAUCUGGUCUUUCGAACAACAUGUCUACGGCAUUGCCGACUGCUAGCACACUUUCCAGACCAACACCAGAAGACUUGCACCUGAAGGAUACCAAGAGCAUUUUUGGUAGGGCCGCCAACGUGAUCAGAGAAUCCAUUGAAGUAGAGGGAGUCCUCUUCCUUGACGCGAGCAUUGGGUCAUUCGGUGGCCUGGUGCCAAGUCAUCAUAGACGUGAUUCAAACCCGUCGGGGGCGGUGCCAUCUGGAUCGAGCAGUGAGGAAACUCUGGACGAGGCUCUCGAAGAUUCUGAGUGCAACAACUGUAACGUCUUCGGCUUCUCGACCUCUGAUCGGUCCAGCAUUGAUGAUGGCACAAGUACAUACCAGGUGUCCAUACCCGAGAAGUUCCUCAGGAUGCUUUUGAGACGCUACCCUCUUGGCAAGAUUUUCAACUUCGACAAAAACGGUGAUGUUCAGUCCGGGGACUCGGAAGAAGAGCAGACCAUCUCGACUUGGAAGCGCUCCAAUGAGGGCACUGCGUCUCUAAGCGCUGCGACUUCCGGACAGAACGAAGGAAAAUAUAUUGUGACUAUCUUCCCGGGUGCUCGGAGCGUUGUGCUCGUUCCUCUCUGGGACUCGCACAAGGAACGGUGGUUUGCUGGGGCCUUCAUUUGGACAAAAACACCAGCUCGCACUUUCACCAUGGAAGGCGAAGUUAGUUAUCUGCGUGCUUUCGGAAACACUAUCAUGGCUGAGGUUAACCGUCUUGAUACGGUACAAUCCGACAAGGCCAAGAGUGACCUCCUCGGCUCGCUAAGCCACGAGUUGAGAUCGCCAUUGCAUGGUAUUGUCGCUGCCGUGGAACUCUUGCAUGAUACUGAAAUCGAUGCCUUUCAAGGAGACGUUAUACACUCCAUGGAAUCUUGCGGUCGCACUCUUCUCGAUGUGUUGGACCAUCUACUGGACUACAGCAAGAUCAACAGAUUCAUCAAAGUCUCAAAGGAACAAUCCAAACAGAACCGGCAGAAAUCUUUUCAGUCGCAAAUCACCACAUUGUUGUCCGACGUUGAACUUGACUCGCUGGCCGAGGAAAGCAUAGAAAGUACCUAUACUGGGUACAAUUUUCAGAAAAUGUCCAUCGCACAAGUCGUGGAGAAAGGGAAAAAAUAUCAUUACGACGUCAAAGCGAUGCGACACAUGGACACGAUUUUGGCUGUCGAAACCUUCGGGCAUCAAAAAGGAGAGGCUGGGCUUAUGCAAAUGACCAUCGGCGAGGUCUCGAUAUAUCUGGAUUUUGAUGCGAGCCAGUCGUGGCAAUGUUAUACGCAGCCAGGUGCCUUAAGGCGCGUCAUCAUGAAUAUCUUGGGAAACUCGCUCAAGUACACCGAACGCGGCUUCAUCGUCAUUUCGUUGAGACAAGAACAGCACUCUGGCAAAGGCAAUCGUCGGCGUUCCAAUCUCAAACUGACCAUCACCGACUCCGGGAAGGGAAUGGGAGAUGAGUUUCUACGCAAUCACAUAUUCACGCCCUUCGCCCAAGAAGAUGCACUCAACCCUGGGACCGGCGUCGGGCUGAGCACUGUGCAACAAAUCGUCAGGACUCUGAACGGAUCGGUCACUGUCGAAAGUCAGCUGGGGCGGGGCACCUCCAUAUCCGCCACCAUCCCAUUUCCCGCGUCCAAGCACCAUGCAGUGGUGGUAGAUACCUUGUUCGUGGACCACGUCACCGCACUGACGGGCCUCAGGGUGAGUCUUCGCGGGCUAAAAGAGAAUGAUGGCGUAGAAGCUCUGCCCGGUCAUUCCGCACCAUCAGAAGUUGCACUUAUGGAGAGUCUUUGUCGUGAUUGGCUUCACCUGGAAGUUGUUCCAGCAGAGCAGACAGACAUCAGACCAGAUUUGAUCAUCUGCAGCGAUCGUUGGCUGGAACGAGUCCUUGCAAACGACCAGUCACAAAUUCUCCCGCCCAUGAUGGUAAUUUGUCGCAACGCUAUCGCCGCGUACAAACUGUCCACCAGUUACAAGUCGUCCAAGAGACAAGAUGUGCUCGAGUUCAUUUCACAGCCUGCCGGUCCGCGUAAAGUUGCGAAGUCGCUGGUGUUAGCUUUGGGCCGAUGGAACGAUUUUAAAGCGAAUAUUCCAUUAUCGUCUGAAUCAUCUGGUUCCGUUACUCAAACUCCGUUUUUUUCCUCCGCCUUCCCACCGCUACCCGUUCAUGACCCUUUGUGUAACGUUGCCGAGUCGGACAAUGCCAACACGCCAUCUGCGUCUGUCAACCCCGAGCUGGCAACACACGAGCCUGAGGAAGACAAUAUGUCCACAGCAGAGCCCAAGAUCGAGCUACUACGUCACCGCAACAGCUCGGACAACAGCCCAAAGAGGACAAAAUAUCUCCUCGUUGACGAUAAUAAGAUCAAUUUACAGAUUCUUGCUUCUUUGAUGAGGAAGUUAAAUCACUCUUUUAAGACCGCAUCCAAUGGAAUGGAGGCAUUGGAAUCCUACGUGAACCAACCCGGGCGGUAUUGCUGUGUUCUCAUGGCAGACAUUUCCAUGCCGGUCAUGGACGGACUCGAGUCUACACGCCGCAUACGGGAGUUCGAGCGAACGCAACGACUGGCUCCUGUUACAAUUUUCGCUCUCACGGGGCUCGCAUCCGCCAGCACACAGAAAGAAGCCUUUGCCAGUGGCAUUGACCUGUUUAUGACGAAACCUGUACGGCUGAAGCAGCUGGCCGCUGCGCUGACUGAAAAGGGGCAUGGCUGAUGUUUCUUUUCCUGAUUCUUCAACUGUAUAUAAUACCUUCUUAUUGAUACCCAUACACGAAACGCCUUUAGUACAACGAAAGCUGCGGGAUUCGCUGGAUUUGUUGAUUUGGAGUUUGGAUGGAGGAAGGAUCGGAUGGACUGAGGUGUCACGCCUUGACGGCGUGAACGAGCAAUAACGUCCCACACCCACAUGUGGGACGCCCUAAAAAUGACGCUGUAUAUUUGUCAGGGUACGG